AACCGGCCAAAAUAUAAAAUACCGCUCUUCCAUCUUUCCAUCUCAUCCUAUAAAAAUCUCUCUAUUUUUACACUUCUAUUCGUGACUCUCGUUUCUUCUUUUCCAAGCCCUCAUCUCAUUCCCAACAAAAGCUAUCUCAGAAUAUUAAGACGAAACAAAAAUCUCUCUCUCUCUCUCUCUCUCUCUCUCUCUCUCUACUAUGGAAGGAGAAGCAGAUGGAUACGGUGGAAUCGAAGAGGUUUGCGGUUUGUGCGGUGAUAUAGGCUUCCGAACCGCUUUGUUUCCGUGCAAGAGAUGUGGUUUUAGGCUCCAACACUCGUAUUGCAGUAGAAAAUAUCCAAACAUCGACAUCAAAAGCUGGUGCUGUGACUGGUGUCUACACGAGGAAGAGAAGCAGGCAAGCAGAAAGAGCAGGGUCUUUGAAUUCCUGCUAGAGAUUGCCCAGUCCUUUCCUGAGAAAUCACCGUCCGGAAACGAGGAGAAGAGGGUUUGCAGGAGAGAGGAGAAGAGAAUCGCUAGCUCCACUGGAGAAAAAGGCGGGUUGAAGAAGAACAGCAAGGCCUUGGAUCGGUGGAGGAGCCUAGCCAAGAACAAGAUCGGCUGCCGGAGAUACAAGCUCCUUGCUGACGUAUGUUGAGAUCCCCGCAAGUUUUCGCCGGAAUCUGACGCUAUCGACGCCCAAAAAAAAAACAGAAGAAAAAGGUCGGUUUUUGCGUUAUUGUGGUUAUUGCUGUGCGUGUAUCUUUUAAAUGAAUCUCUCCCAAAAAAAGGAAAAAAAAAAAAGAAGUGUCAGACAAUCUCGCCGUUGACUUGUGUCCAAGCUUCGUUUUGUCGUCAGUUUCCCGACGAGACAUCGAAUUCUGAGAUGGAUCGCCGGCGUGAGGUAAUUUUCUAAAUAUCAUUUUGUCCUUAUUCGGAAUUAGAGGAUGGAGGCUGAAUUCAGAACAAGUUAUCGAAAAUGCCAAAGUUCUAUUUAGAAAAGAAAGAAAGGGAUUGUGUAUUCUGUCCAUCAAAACGAAACACGUGUCUAAUGCUUUCCGAGUGGGGGGUGAAGCCCGUUAUCGUUGCAGUAGCUUACACUACUAGUAGCCACCCAUUUUUUAUUUA
Magnolia sinica is the source of this 1107-nucleotide messenger RNA. RefSeq lists its product as uncharacterized. NCBI's taxonomy places the organism in Eukaryota, Viridiplantae, Streptophyta, Magnoliopsida, Magnoliales, Magnoliaceae. The coding region runs from base 200 to 637 and encodes 145 amino acids. The transcript is spliced from 2 exons. The record is from RefSeq and is a predicted model, not a curated record.